This is a messenger RNA of Anoplophora glabripennis (Asian longhorned beetle), 3747 nucleotides long. Its product is annotated as transmembrane and TPR repeat-containing protein CG4050-like. Gene Ontology annotation, cellular component: endoplasmic reticulum. The record is from RefSeq and is a predicted model, not a curated record. NCBI's taxonomy places the organism in Eukaryota, Metazoa, Arthropoda, Insecta, Coleoptera, Cerambycidae. Gene Ontology annotation, molecular function: protein binding; mannosyltransferase activity. Bases 1 to 2610 code for a protein of 869 amino acids. The transcript has 10 exons. Gene Ontology annotation, biological process: protein O-linked glycosylation via mannose.
AUGACAGCCUUCUUGAAAAUUGAACAAAGUCACAAAUCUUACCGGCCCCUGUGUGUGCUCACGUUCCGCUGGAACUAUUUGCUCUGGCAAUUAGAGCCGAUGGGCUAUCAUCUGGUGAACAUGCUGCUCCACUCCGUUGUUUGUCUUAUGUACUUCAGAAUGUGUUCGAUGUUUCUGCCCGAAUUGUCAAGUUUCGUGGCCGCCAUGCUGUUCGCCGUACAUCCCAUUCACACUGAAGCGGUUACUGGAGUUGUUGGUAGAGCGGAAACGCUAUCGUCCGUAUUUUUUCUAGCAGCAUUCAUUUUGUACAGCAAAGCGUCAAGGAAUAAGAAAUAUACAGGUUGGAAGUAUCUCCUAUUUUCCAUGGUCUCCAUGGCGACGGCAAUGCUGUGCAAAGAACAAGGGAUUACUGUGGCCGGAGUUUGUGCAGCAUAUGAAAUAUUUGUCGCCCAAAAGAUUCGCUUGCCAGAAAUGAAGUACAUCCUGAAAUCUGCCAUCACAGCCAAGUCCUCGUACCACAUACCCUGGUCCAACAAAGCCACAAAGAGGCUGGCUGUUCUUGCCGCCACCACACUAUGCCUGCUGUUGGCGCGACUUCAAAUUAUGGGUUCCCAACUACCCGUUUUUACCAGAUUCGAUAAUCCCGCAUCUGUUGCUGCCACACCUACGAGACAACUUACCUACCACUAUUUGAUCAGCGUGAACCUGUGGCUGCUGCUCUUCCCCUGUAACUUGUGUUGCGACUGGACUAUGGGCACCCUGCCCCUGGUGGAGUCGGUCUUCGACGUCAGAAAUCUUGGAACUGCGGUCGCGUACGUGUUUUUACUCGUACUGGGCGUCAAGGCCUUCACCACGGAGAAUAAGCAGCAGAGCAUGAUACUCUUGAUGAGUACGUCGCUGAUGGUUCUGCCGUUCAUCCCAGCAUCCAACUUAUUCUUCCCCGUCGGCUUUGUGGUGGCCGAAAGGGUACUCUACAUGCCUUCCAUGGGUUUCUGCAUGCUGGUGGGCUACGGUUUCCACAUUCUCACUGAAAAGCGAGGAAAGCAGCUGGCGUAUCUAUUCCUGUCCCUCCUGCUCAUAUCUCACGGCUGCAAGACAUACAUGAGGAACUGGGACUGGGAAAACGAGUACUCCAUCUUUAUGUCCGGCCUUCGGGUCAAUCAGAGGAAUGCAAAGCUAUUCAAUAACGUCGGACACGCGCUGGAAAGCCAAGGGAAUUUCCAGGAGGCGCUGAAAUUUUUCAAGACUGCUGUCAGUGUGCAGGAGGAUGAUGUUGGCGCUCACAUAAACGUCGGCAGAACCUACAAUCAUCUAAAGAUGUUCAAAGAGGCUGAAGAGGCGUACUUGAAGGCGAAAUCCCUUCUGCCAAAAGCGAAACCAGGAGAGUCCUAUCAGGCCAGAAUAGCUCCGAAUCACUUAAAUGUUUUUUUGAACCUGGCUAAUUUGAUCUCAAAGAAUUCCACAAGAUUGGAGGAAGCGGAUAUGUUAUAUAGGCAGGCAAUAAGUAUGAGAGCAGAUUACACUCAAGCAUAUAUUAACAGGGGGGAUAUAUUGAUAAAGCUGAAUAGGACCAAGGAAGCCCAAGAGGUUUAUGAAAGGGCCCUUUUGUACGACAGCAACAAUCCUGACAUUUAUUAUAAUCUCGGUGUGGUUUUUCUGGAGCAGGGCAAAGCCUCCCAAGCCCUCGCAUAUUUGGAUAAAGCCCUGGAAUUCGACCCGGAGCACGAGCAGGCUCUUUUGAAUUCGGCCAUUCUCCUGCAGGAGUUCGGACGGCCGGAGCUGCGUAAAAUCGCCAGAGAAAGGCUACUGAAACUCCUGGGAAAGGACGCGGAUAACGAGCGGGUCCAUUUUAAUUUGGGAAUGCUCGCCAUGGACGAGAAGAAUAUCGAGGAGGCAGAGCACUGGUUCAGGCGGGCGGUUCAUCUGAAGGCGGACUUCAGGAGCGCGCUGUUCAAUUUGGCGCUGUUAUUAGCCGACGAUCAGAGGCCCCUGGAGGCGGCGCCGUUCCUCAAUCAGCUCGUCAAGCAUCAUCCGGAUCACGUCAAGGGACUGAUUCUUUUAGGGGAUAUUUAUAUCAACAACAUUAAAGACUUGGAUGCCGCGGAGAACUGCUACAGACGGAUCUUGGAACUAGAUCCAGGCAACAUCCAAGGGCUUCACAACCUGUGCGUGGUGCACGUGGAGAGGGGCAAACUUCUAGAUGCCCAGUCCUGCCUCCAGGAGGCCCACAGACUAGCCCCAGAAGAAGACUACGUCCUGAGGCACUUGCAAAUCGUCCAAAAUCGCAUCGCAAAGUUGCACCUAAAUCCGAAAGACGGGGCAGAGUCAGAAACAAACCCCAGAGAAAAGAGCAAAGUAGUGUCCAACAAGAGUAUAGAUGAAAGGGAGAAAAAGACAAAGCCAGUCGUUUCUGGAGAUUCAGAAGAACAGAGGUAUAGUAGUAGGGUGGUAAAUACAGAGCCUAUGUUCGUGAAAAAUGUUGACAAUAUUGAUUACGUUGAUUAUUCAGUAAGAGAUGUUAGUUACUCUGACAGCACUGAUUAUAAUACUAGUAAAUGGAGUGAGACUGCAGCAGAAGAUAUGGACGAUCCUUCUUCUGGCAUGUCUUAGUGAUGACAUUAAUACCAUUAAGGAUUCUUCAGAUAUUUUAACUACUAUAUUAACUGAAAAAAAGCCGUAUAAAUUGAAAACUUCGUAUCUAAGGACUUUUUAUACGAGCCAUUAGGUGUAGUGUUCAUUCUGUGAUACUCAGAAUAAUCGUUUUAAACUAUAUUUUGAUCCUACUAUAAAUUAUAAAAUCUACUUUUAACUUUUAUAUACACAGCAUGCGUAAGAACUACCCAAAUGUGACUUAAGGUUCACAAUCAUUUUAUUUAAUACUAGAGGUAAACAAUGUUGUUAUAUUGUGAUUUAAAUAUUAUAAUUACCUGUAAUCAAGCCGAAGCAAAAAUGACCACAUUUAAAGUCGUUAAAGCGAUUGUUUUAGGCUAAGUCUUCCUUGAAAGUGUCAAAAAUAUUGUACAUAGUAACUUUAGUAAGACUCGACCCGAUGCAGACGAAAUUUUCGGAAAGAAAGGGAAUAUAUUUUUUGUGAGAUUUGCUAUGUCAAAUUAAACCUAUUACAAUGUAAAGUGAAGUGAAGAAUUUUGAUAGUUAAAUUAUUUUUGGUAUAAGCCACAGAAGUAGAAGAAGCUCUGAUUUUCCAAAAUGUUAGGCAUUGUGCAAUUCGCAUAUCUUACAGAGCAUAAAAGUGUACCUUGUAUGAUUCUUCUUUUAUAUAGCAUAUAGAAAGUACCUACGUCAUAAAUCAGUGACCAAAACCAUGCUUCUGAUUCUUUUGUCAUACUUUAUUGUAUGUUAUAUUUAACAGUGACAUUUUGGGUGGUAGUUGCAGAAUAGUGGUUACCCACGAUAUCAUUAGUUCAAACUUAUUACUUAACCAAUUUUUUAAUUAUCUUAGCAGUGAGAACAGUUAGAAUUAAUAGAUAUUAAUAAUACCAAAGCUUUUAAUGUGAUUUUGUUGACAAAAUUUCUAAUAAGGAAACUAUUAUUCAGUGCAGCUGUCUAUAUUAAGGCAUCUAAAAAUAAAAACACAAGGAUUUUUUCAACUUUUCACCUCGUUUUUCGCAGUAAAGGAUCAUGAAGAACAUAUAAACAUCAGAAAACGUAGUACGUAAAAGGCGUGCAAAAUCCAGGAAACGUAAGAUAAACAAACGAAUUAAAAUUAUGCUCAGAUUUUCUAAAAUG